Molecule: messenger RNA, 621 nt
Organism: Closterium sp. NIES-65
Lineage: Eukaryota; Viridiplantae; Streptophyta; Zygnematophyceae; Desmidiales; Closteriaceae
Source: the annotation of a GenBank genome assembly
AUGGGCGCGUUAUCUCAAGCCAAGGCGUUCUACGCUGGUGAGCACAGUGGGGGUGGGGUGGGCACGCCACCCCUCACCCCGCCAAGAGGCACACUGGUGGUGUCCACUUGUGAGGACCCUCAGAACCGCCUUCUCUUUGACCUCCCGUGCACCCCGCCAGUCCCCUCGGCGCUCACGCCGGUGCUCUACCCCACUGCGGCCGCCCAGCUGGGCGGAGCAGCCAAGGGAGGCGCCACUGUCUCUGUCUCCUCCACCAAUGCUCUCGCCAAGAUCAACUACCUCAUCAUCGUACUCAACCCCACUCAACCCCUCCGGUUGGUCAAGGUCUCCCUCUCACCCCCCUCCUCCGCCUCUCCCUCCACCUCCUCCUCAACCUCCUCCACCUCCUCCUCCACCUCCCCUCUCUCCCUCGCCUGCACAUGGGUCGCCCCACUCCCCUCGGUGUGGGUCUGCCGAGGAACAGCCAUGGCGGCGCAGGUCUCCCCAGCAGCCAAGGCGGUGGCAGCGCUGCCAGCACUACCUGCAGGGGCGAGGAGUGCAUGUGUGGUUGGAGUGAGGGUGGGAGGGGGGGUCGCUGCAACCCAAGCGGCACAGGGGGCGUUGGUGCGAGUGGACUUUUAA